AGUUACUUUCAUUUUUUUAUGUGGUUAAACUUCCAGGCCUUUAGCCAAUGUUACUUUAUUUUCAACUGAUACUAGUUUCACCUUUAUAUUUGUGCUUAAGGAAUCAUACAAUUAAAAUGAAACGAGGGGAAAAAAAGGACCUUCAUUUAUUUAAACUGUAAAUAAUAGGCUUUGCACUUCUUAAUCAUGCUUCGGAAGUUUAAUUAAAAAUCAGCAGAAGGAAGGAAGGACCGUUUUGCACUAAUGCCCAAUUUCUUUUUGCAAAACCAUAGUGUUGUUUGCUCUGUUUUGUUAAACUCGUUUGCUGUAAUUAAGGGAUCAACAAAAUCAAUACUUGUGUUUACUUCCUAUGUAUCUUUAUGCUCCGUGGAGACACAUUUAUGUGUAUUAGAUUAAAGGCAGUUGACAAACUCUGACUGCAUGAUCUCUGUGAUGUGUAUGUAUAUUUCCUUGACUCUUGUGCACAUGGUUCGAGCAUGUGAGCAUGCUGGUGAUUCUGCUGAACUGUGUGACUCUGGGCAUGUAUCAGCCAUGUGAGGACCUCAAGUGCCAGUCUGAGUGGUGUAUCGUCCUGCAGGCGUUUGAUGACUGCAUCUUCGCCUUCUUCGCUGUGGAGAUGGUCAUCAAAAUGAUCGCCCUGGGGAUUUUUGGAAUAAAUGGUUAUCUUGGCGACACGUGGAACCGCCUGGACUUCUUCAUUGUCAUGGCAGGGAUGAUGGAGUAUUCACUGGACGGUCAUAACGCCAGCCUGUCAGCCAUCCGGACUGUGCGAGUGCUCAGGCCCCUGCGAGCCAUCAACAGAGUGCCCAGUAUGAGGAUACUGGUCACUCUGCUUCUAGAUACUCUGCCUAUGUUAGGCAACGUCCUCCUGCUGUGCUUUUUUGUCUUCUUUAUAUUCGGAAUUGUCGGGGUGCAGCUGUGGGCUGGACUUCUUAGGAAUCGGUGUUUCAUGCCAAGCAAAGUGAGAGACCAAUAUAAUCUGUCGUAUAUGAGUCUGUACUAUGAGAACGAAGAUGGUGAAGACAACCCCUUCAUCUGCUCCUCCAGUAAGGACAACGGCAUGAAGCGCUGCAGUGCUGUGCCACCCCUUAAAGAGGGUGUUGAGUGCACUUUAAAUGCAUCUUUUCUGGGACAUGUCUACUCUGGCCUGAGCGGGACAGGCAACUACAGCUGUGUGAACUGGAACCAGUAUUACAGUGAAUGCAAGCCCGGAGACUUAAACCCGCACAAAGGCGCAGUAAACUUUGAUAACAUUGGAUAUGCCUGGAUCGCUAUAUUCCAGGUUAUUACAUUGGAAGGAUGGGUGGACAUCAUGUAUUACGUAAUGGAUGCCCACUCCUUUUACAAUUUUAUAUAUUUUAUAUUGCUUAUUAUAGUGGGUUCCUUCUUCAUGAUCAACCUGUGCCUGGUUGUAAUAGCAACCCAGUUCGCAGAAACCAAACAGCGCGAGAACAUGCUGAUGAAGGAGCAGCGUGCACGAUACCGCUCCAACGACAGCACCCUCGCCAGCUACUCUGAGCCGGGCAGCUGCUACGAAGAGAUGCUCAAGUACGUCAGCCACCUGUACCGCAAGGUGAAGCGCCGCCUCUCCCGCAUCUACAACAGCUGGCAGAGCAAGCGGCGAAAGAAAGUGAACCCCAACACCGGGGCUGGCGGAGGUGCCAAUGGUCACAGUAGGCACAGGGGUUACGGACACUGGGUACAGUCCAUUCACAGCCUCAUCCAGCAGCACCAGCGACAGCACUGUCACCUCAGCAAUGGCAGCCCCAGUCCUGUGGCCACUACGGGCUCCAGUGAGGCUCUGGAAAUGAGGUCCAUCACAGCGGGUCAGCAGCUGACCGUGUCCUCUCAGCCAACCGCCACGCACAAUCUUUCUUCCAGCACACAAUCAGUGCAUAGCAUUUAUCAAGGUGACUUUCGUGAGGCCCCGCAGGAGCGAACACCCACUAAUGUUGCUGUUCCGGCACUCAGCCGACUCAAUGGGGGGAUGAACUAUCCCACAAUUUUGCCGUCCCUCAUUUGCAACUAUUCAGGUGGAGGUUCAUUAGGGAAAGAGAGGGGGAAGUCGGAUGCAAAUACAGGACAUGAGGUGAUACAGGACUUUGACAAGCUGCACCAGCAAAUUGAAGCACAUAGCCACAGUCGUGUGCUGCUGCAGAUGGCUGGUGUGGUGCCCACUCAAUUACUUCUUGAGGUCAUGAGCUGCCCGUAUUGCGUAAGGGCCCUUGAGAGCAUGGAUCUGGAGAUUGGUGAUUCAGACUACCCUCGAUCAGAAGGGGACAUGGUGUAUGAGUUCUCAUAUGAUGCCGGGUUCAUAACCGGCCGUUCAGCACAUCAUAAAAUGCAGGAGAAACAAAACCGUCUGGUUCAAUUCUGGGAGGACUUCAGGGAAAGACUGACCCGUAUAGUGGAUAGCAAAUACUUUAACCGGGGAAUUAUGAUCGCCAUCCUCAUCAACACCUUGAGUAUGGGGAUUGAAUACCAUGAGCAGCCCGAGGAGCUGACCAACAUCCUGGAGAUCAGCAACAUCGUCUUCACUAGCAUGUUUGUCCUCGAAAUGCUCUUCAAACUGCUGGCCUUUGGCAUCUUCGGCUAUAUAAGGAACCCAUAUAACAUCUUUGAUGGGGUUAUUGUUGUCAUAAGUGUAUGGGAGAUCAUCGGUCAUGCGGAUGGUGGUCUCUCAGUGCUGAGGACUUUUCGUCUCCUGAGGGUGCUCAAACUGGUGCGCUUCCUCCCUGCCCUGCGCAGACAGCUGCUUGUCCUGAUGAAGACCAUGGACAAUGUGGCAACAUUUUGCAUGCUACUCAUGCUCUUCAUCUUCACUUUCAGCAUACUCGGAAUGCAUCUGUUCGGAUGCAAAUUCAGCCUGAAGAUGGAGAAUGGAGACACUAUUCCGGACAGGAAAAACUUUGAUUCCCUGCUGUGGGCCAUUGUCACUGUGUUUCAGAUUCUGACCCAGGAAGACUGGAACGUGGUCCUCUAUAAUGGAAUGGCUUCCACCAGCCCAUGGGCGGCUCUUUAUUUUGUUGCCCUCAUGACGUUUGGGAAUUAUGUGCUCUUUAAUCUACUGGUGGCCAUUUUAGUGGAAGGGUUUCAGGCGGAGGGAGAUGCUAACAAGUCAGACGGAGAUGAGGAAAAGACAUCAGUGAACUCUGAAGAGAAAAUGGAGCAGCUGCAAAGUUCAGAACCCCUUUCAAUUUCUGAUCCAGACUUGAAGUUCUACUCUCUGAUGUUGUCAGCCAAUGGGCAUGUGGAUCCUUGUGGCACUUUGCCUCCACCAAUCAUCAUGCGCACUGCUGCCACACCCAUGCCCACUCCAAAGAGCUCUCUGGGGCCCGAGUCUGUGUUUGACUUGACCGAGUCCAGACGGGGCAGUGCUGUCUCCAUAGAUCCAAAUGCUUUUGAUCAGAAGUCCCUGUCCAGUCCAAGAAGAUCACCAUGCCACCCCCGUGGCUCGGGCAGUAACUGGGGCAGCCGCAGGUCGUCCUGGAACAGCUUAGGACGAGCGCCAAGUCUGAAAAGGAAGGACACAUCUGGGGAGCGCGAGUCUCUGCUGUCCGGGGAAGGCAGGGGCAGCUUUGAGGAUGACGACAUAGAGGCGGAGAAGCUGACUAACAUCAGCGGAGGCUCCCUGCAGCACCCCAGCUCUCUGGACAUCCCAGAACUGCCUCAAAUGGGGGAAUACCUCGACUGCAAUGGACGAAGCCAACACAUACUCGCUGACCUGUCUGCCAGUCUCAACAAGGAGGACUCCAUCGCUGAGGAGGACUUGGAUGAUAGCUUCUGUUUCCGUCUCAGGAGGACCCUGGCAGCUUAUAAACCCAAGUGGUGCAAAGAUCAUGAGGAAUGGUCACUUUACCUGUUCUCUCCUCAUAACAAGUUUCGGAUGAUGUGUCAAAAACUCAUCUCUCACAAGAUGUUUGAUUAUGUAGUUUUAGUAUUCAUCUUCCUAAACUGCAUCACUAUUGCUCUGGAGAGACCCCAUAUUCAACAAUCUGAGCGAUUAUUUCUCCUCGUCUCAAACUAUGUUUUCACUGUGAUAUUUGUUGCUGAAAUGACAGUGAAGGUUGUGGCCCUUGGUUUCUACUCCGGGAACCAGAGUUAUCUAAAGAGCACAUGGAAUGUUUUGGAUGGGGUGCUGGUCUUUGUGUCCCUCAUUGACAUUCUGGUCUCUCUGGCCUGGACUGGAAACCGAAUCUUUGGCAUCCUGAGGGUUCUUCGCCUGCUGCGAACUCUGCGGCCACUGAGAGUAAUUAGUCGUGCUCCUGGUCUGAAGCUGGUAGUAGAAACGUUGAUAACGUCCCUGAGGCCCAUUGGGAACAUUGUGCUGAUCUGCUGUGCUUUCUUUAUUGUUUUCGGCAUUCUUGGAGUUCAGCUCUUCAAAGGAAAGUUUUUCCACUGUGAAGGCGGCGAUACCAGAAACAUCACCAAUAAGUCUGACUGUCUUCAGGCAAACCUCAAAUGGAUCAGAAGAAAGUACAAUUUUGACAACUUGGGACAGGCUCUCAUGUCUCUUUUCGUGCUUUCCUGUAAGGAUGGAUGGGUCAAUAUAAUGUAUGAUGGGUUGGAUGCUGUUGGUGUGGACCAGCAGCCUGAGCGCAACCACAACCCCUGGAUGCUGUUAUAUUUUAUUUCCUUUCUGCUAAUCGUCAGCUUCUUCGUCCUGAAUAUGUUUGUCGGAGUAGUGGUGGAAAACUUCCACAAGUGCCGUCAAGACCAGGAGGAAGUGGAGGCGCGUCUGCUGGAGUUGAAGAGGCAAAAACUGAUGGAGAAAAAGCGCAGGAGUAAGGAGAAUUGCGGGUCUGAGGCACUCCGGAGACCAUAUUAUGCUGACUAUUCUCCAGCCCGGCUUUACAUCCACACACUGUGCACCAACCACUAUUUGGACCUGUUUAUAACCGGCAUCAUCUGCAUCAACGUAGUUACCAUGUCCAUCGAGCAUUUCAAUCAGCCUUCUUAUCUUGACGAGGCACUUAAAUACUGUAACUAUGUAUUUACAAUCAUCUUCAUAAUUGAGGCUCUGCUUAAACUCGUGGCAUUUGGAAUACGGAGAUUCUUCAAAGACAGAUGGAACCAGCUGGAUCUUGCAAUAGUCCUACUCUCUAUCAUGGGCAUCACUCUGGAGGAGAUUAAGAUGAAUGCAGCGCUGCCCAUCAACCCCACCAUCAUCCGUAUUAUGAGAGUGCUAAGAAUCGCAAGAGUGCUGAAGCUGUUAAAGAUGGCUACAGGCAUGAGAUCCCUACUCGACACCGUAAUGCAAGCUUUACCACAGGUGGGAAAUCUGGGCUUGCUGUUUAUGCUUCUCUUCUUCAUUUAUGCGGCGCUUGGCGUGGAGCUUUUUGGGAAACUAGAAUGCACAGAGAACAAUCCGUGUGAAGGAUUAAGUCCACAUGCCACGUUUGAGAACUUUGGAAUGGCAUUUUUGACACUUUUCCGAGUAUCAACUGGGGACAAUUGGAAUGGAAUAAUGAAGGACACUCUGCGAGAGUGCCUUCCUUCAGAGACGCAAUGCCUCAGCUAUCUACCCUGGGUCUCUCCAAUCUAUUUUGUAACCUUUGUUCUAAUGGCUCAGUUUGUGCUGGUUAACGUGGUCGUAGCUGUGUUGAUGAAACAUCUGGAGGAGAGCAAUAAAGAAGCUAAAGAGGAUGCAGAAAUGGAUGCUGCGAUCAAGUUGGCAAUUUUGAAAGAAACUCGCCGUCUCAGCACCAUCUCAGCCAGUGCCACUGCGGGACCAGAAGGCAGGGCAACUUAUAUCGAGCCACACCCAGAUUCACCUGAGCAGGAUGAGGGGAUGCAAAGAACACAGGGGAAUUUGCUCUCUCCGCGGAAAAUGUCAGUGUCAAGGAUGCACUCUUUACCCAAUGACAGCUACAUGUUUCGCCCUGUGAGGCCAGCCAGUGCUCCGUAUCCUCUAGAAGAAGUGGAGACCUGUCAAGAUUAUCUUGAAUUAGGUUCCAUCACCUCGGUUCACUCCCAGCCAUGCGAAAGCCUUUCCCUGCUCCAGGUCCCUGGUGUUCCUCCCCAUUCCCAGUUCAACUGCCUCCCCAAGAUCCCUCCUCCCAUGCCCUCUCCAACCCACAGCAUAGACAGGAUUUUACGCAGACAGAGGGCAAUUAAAAAUGACUCCAUUGACAUGCAUAAUUUCGACUCCAAAGAAAAUGUGGAAAGACAGAAAGGGAUAACCACAGGCAGCUUCAAGCUGCAUGUUCCUCAAAUCACCGGCAUCUCUCAGGGGUCUCCCUUGCUGCCACCACGUGGACCUAGUGUCCACACCUUCCAGCAGCCGCACAGCCAGCACAAUAUCUCUUCUCGACCUCCCAGUCUGGCCAGCAGCAGCAGAAGCACCAGCCCCAGUGGCUCAAUGUUUGACUCCGCUGACCCAACCGAUGAGGAGGUGCGCCACAUCAAUAGCACAGCCCGCCUGUGGAUCGGGGUUCAUGCAGAAGCAAGGAGUCACUCCCUCUCUCCUUACAGCACCUCAGGGACGCUGCUUCCCAUCCCCGUGAAAAACUGCAGCAGUGCUGCCAACUUAACCAUCAAAGACCCCAAGAAGUGCUUCAGUGUGGACACUGAGGGUUUUCUGGAAAGACCCUACGCUUCUGAUGACCAUCGCAGGCACUCGAUUGAGAUUUGCUCCUCAGGAGACGAUGGGCUGUUUGGUCAAGAACUCUGUGAAAAGAGGCACGUUCCCACGCGUGGAAAGUCUUUGCACAUUCCCCGGAAGACAAAGAUGAGCCCUCCCUGCAUCUCCAUCGAGCCCCCAUUUGAAAAGGAUGUUUCCCCCUCUCAUGCGUCCAUGAAAAAGUUGUCGGAUAGCAUGUUACUGCGGAGGAGGACACCAUCCUAUGACCUGGCCCUGCAGCGGGACUCUCUGGACUUGCCGGAGAACCAGCUGUCAACCCAGCCACUCAUCAAAGUAGAGCGACAUCCCUCUCACUGUGCCGAGUAUCUGUCCCUCCCACACCCCGCCCCAAUGAGCGGUCUGGCAGGCGUUUUGUGUGAAAGCACGCAGCCGCCCCCCUUUGAUAGCAGAUAUGAAGAAUCCACGGACUUCGGCUCUGUAAACAGGACAGCUCAAUGAGGGACGCUGGCUGACGCUAGCCAGAUUUUACCGUCCGCACUCAAGGGUGCAGCAACUAGUUGAGCGGGGGAUGACGACCUCUUUCUGUAGCCAAAGUUUUCUUUGUUUUUUCUUCAAAUGUAAUAUCAUCCUAAAAGCCAGCCAGAAAUGGCAACCGAUCCUAGUGCGGAACAGCAUUUGAUCUGACUGUGAUUGGGCAAGGUGUUGAACACGGGAUAUGCAAUUUCAGGUUUCCGAAUGGAACUCUGGUUCUUAUUUUAGUCCCAGUGCUCAAUCACAUUGAUUUGAGUUCAGGAUGUGUAGUGUUACGUAAUAUCUGUAUCAUAUUUGUUAGUCUUUCCUCUCUUUGUCAUGAGCCUAGCUGACGUUUUCUGUAAAGACAGAGUAUACAGAUUAAAAAAAAGAAGAAAAAACUAAUAAGAACUGUACAUGUUAUGUACUUUAUUGACUCAUGAGGUGUAAAUAGAGAACAUAUUGUAUUAGUGAAGAAACAAGCUCUAUUCAUAUGCACAUAUUUUUUAUAGAGAUCUCUAAUGUUUUUGCACAUAUCAAUUUGAAUUGUCCUCUGUUGUCUUCUUGUGAAUGUACAUUUUUUAAAAUCAAA
Messenger RNA from Danio rerio (zebrafish), 7685 nucleotides. NCBI's taxonomy places the organism in Eukaryota, Metazoa, Chordata, Actinopteri, Cypriniformes, Danionidae. The record is from RefSeq and is a predicted model, not a curated record.